Numida meleagris (helmeted guineafowl) is the source of this 3801-nucleotide messenger RNA. It is a transcript of the gene C5H2orf69, whose product is annotated as chromosome 5 C2orf69 homolog. NCBI's taxonomy places the organism in Eukaryota, Metazoa, Chordata, Aves, Galliformes, Numididae. The record is from RefSeq and is a predicted model, not a curated record. Gene Ontology annotation, cellular component: mitochondrion. The transcript is spliced from 2 exons. Bases 25 to 1230 code for a protein of 401 amino acids.
UUCCCUCAGGGGGCGGUGGCACCGAUGGGCGGGCAGUGGGGGUGGCGCGCAGGCGCCCUGUGGGCUGGGCUGUGGGCGAGGGGUGGCGGCCCUAUGAGCGGGCGCUGUUGGGCGAGCGCAGCCUCCCUGCUGUGGGGGCUGAUCGGCCCCACCGCCCUCGGCCUGGGUGGGAGCAUGAGCCUUUGCGGGACGCCGGCCGCCUGCGCCGCGGGGCCCGCGAGCGGCGGCGGCUUUUCCUCAGCGCGGCUGAGCCCGCCGUGGCUGCGCCUGCCGGAGGUGGCGGGCGCGGAGCCGCAGCGGGCCAACGAGCUGCUGCUGCUGCUGCCGCCGGCCUCGCGCGGCCUGGCCCCGCCUCAGCAUCAUGUCGUGUACUUCCCGGGGGACGUGCAGAACUAUUAUGACGUCAUGUCUUGCCACCCAGAAAACUUUCAGUGGGAGCACUGGAGUUUCGAAAAUGUUGCUACCAUACUUGCUCGCCGAUUCCCUAAUAGCUUUAUUUGGGUUGUAAAGUGUUCUCGAAUGCACUUGCACAAAUUCAGUUGUUAUGACAACUUUGUGGCUAGCAACAUGUUUGGAGCACCAGAGCACAGCACCGACUUUGGAGCUUUCAAGCAUCUCCGUGCGUUGCUAGUUAAUGCAUUCAGACUCUCUCAGAAUAUUCUGCAGUCCCAGAAAACACCGCAUAGUUUCAUCAAGGAUGCAAAAAUAUCUGCUCGUAAAUCAGAGCCACAGUGUGUUCCUACAGAAAAUGGCUGCUCAUCCACAGAAAGAGAGAAAGAUUGUGAAUGCUCUAAUAAUUCUGCCAUGAAGUUCGUUAUACCAUCUGCUGUAGGUGCAGUGUCAUUUACUUUGAUUGGCUUCAGUAAAGGUUGCGUGGUUUUGAACCAGCUGCUUUAUGAGCUGAAAGAAGCUAAGAAAGACAAGAAUACAGACGCCUUCCUAAAAAACAUAAAAGCCAUUUACUGGUUGGAUGGUGGUCACUCGGGAGGAAGCAAUACUUGGGUUACUUAUCCUGAAGUGCUGAAAGAACUUGCACAGACAGGAAUUGAAGUUCAUUCUCAUGUUACACCAUAUCAAGUGUUUGACACAAUGAGGUCAUGGAUUGGGAGAGAGCAUGAAAAAUUUGUACAGAUACUUGAAGAACUUGGUGUGGAAAUAAAUGAUCAACUGCAUUUUGCUGAUGAAGUUCCCUCCUUAGAUAACCAUUUCAGAGUUCAUGAAGUAUUUUGAGACUGAAUCUAAAUAGUAUAUUCAUUGCAAAAGCACUUUUGACACGGUAAAUCCUGUUAUCUAGAUGUACAGCUUUGAGCAGAUGCUUUCUGAAGAGAAUACUAAAUCAGUCCUGAGUUACUAAUAGCUGCCAUAUAUGCAUUUCAAGUAGCUUCAAAAGGAGGACAUCUGCAAGACAUGUCAUCAUUUGAUUCCAGAAAAAAGACUGUCAUGAAGAAUUAUUCUACAAAUGUAUUGUGUUGUGUGAGCAUUUAUUGUCAAAUUAUUGGCAGAAUUUUUGGUCCUGGAUGUCUAAAGUCAUACGCUGCCUUCGAUGGGAGUUUUAAGUACUCAAGACUUUCGCAUGUCCGGAUACGUCAGCUUAGCUUCCAGGGCUAAAAACUUUUGGUCUCUGUCAAUAGCAGACGCAGCAUUAGUUUUUUGGUGUAAGGAUAAUGAUUGUUAGAGCCAUCUUAGUUCUAUAUUUUGCUGAAAAUUGUUUCCUUUAGUUAACUAGAUCUUCCAGUUUUGUAAUUUUUCUCCUGAUUGAAAAAAAGUCAUGAGUAUUUACCUUUGGAACAAUAGUGCCAAUCUGUUUUUCUUCUUCAUGAGCGCCUUGCCUUUCCUGUGGCUACGGAGUUUCCUUAACUCAUUGCAUAGCGUCUGCUUGUGAAUAGCCAUUUUGCUGGGGAGCUUGAAAAUUUAGGCAUAGCUGCGUUGAGUGACCAAGAAUGUUUGUAAGGGCAUAAUUUAUUGCUGUUUCAACAUACCCUACUAUUAUUUUGACUAACUUCUGUAAGGACCAGCAGUAAUAUCUGCAUUUUCAGCUCAAGGGGUGUCUUUAGCCCUUCUGAUCUAGGACUGGUGAAGUUUUUCUUACAAAUUGCAGCAUUAGCGUUCAUCUGAAUCAAGCCAUAAAUACGUAACAUAUGAGAAGUUGCAUUAAAAAAAUUUUAGACUGUUGCCUGUAGCCAUUUCGUAGUUCAUCUGUUUGUAGAACUACUCUCUCCUUUACACAUAUUGCAGUAGCUGCUUGUAGAGCCACCCAAAAAUCUAUAUUCAGAGCUUAAUGUUCUAGACGGGAAAUAAAAACAAAACAAACCAACAAAACCAACACCCAACUCUAACUAAAAACAAAGCCAGACAAAUCUUGCUUGCCUCAAACCUGAGUAUUUUUCAACGUGAAAGAUGGACGUAAUGCUAUUUUUCUACUGUUGUAAACAACUUUUUCUGUUUAUCUACAAAUGAAUCUUAGGGAAUCCUUCUUAAGGACAACUGCAGCUUUUAACAAUGAACCUGUGGCUUAAAGUGGCUUUGGAUUUCCUGAAGGAUAGAAGUACAAAAGCAGGUUAGUGAAAAUGAUAGGAACAGAUGUGGCUCAAUUCUGAAAAAAAUGUGUUUUAUUCAACAUUGUUCCCAUGUUUGAUCACUUAGCAUACCCUUCCCCCUGUUUCUUGCUUCCUGUUACUCUUGAACUAUGGAAGGAAAGACCUCAGUCAUCUUUCCUCUACUGAAAUAUUGUGAAUAUACAGGUUUCACUGGAGGCAGUCUUCUGACAUCUCUUGCAAUGUCGAUGCACAUAUUAAUGACAAGGGAAGAAUGAAAAAACUUUGUUGAACUCAGAAAACUUUUUAAAAUACUCAAAAUAUCAAGAGCAAUAGAAAGAAUUAUGCAUACUUUACUGAUGUGGAAGGGAGCUCUAUCUCUAAUAAUGAGGCUGUGUGUACCACUUAGAUCAAAAGCAGAAAUAAGCUAUUUUAAUUGCUGAAGAAAAGAGCAACAUGUAAACCAACUGUAACAUAAAAGUAUCUGACAUCUAGUUCCAUCUACGUUUGUUUUUCUUGGUUGGUUGUUUUUUAAAUUUUCUUGGAGGCUUUGUUUAACUCUAUUUAUUAAUUACCAUUUUAAUGACAUUCUAAAUACUUACCUGUUCUAAAGAACUGGUUUGGUCCUUUUGAUAACCAUUACAGCAUAUGUUAGGACUCUCUUCUCUGAAGAAAAUGUAGAUUGCCUUGAAAAUGGUUUUAAUGGCCUACACUUUCCUGCAGAUUGCUUGAAAUAUGGUUGAUUAUCCACAUGUAAAUUGAAAUAAACAAACGAAUAUACCUCUGAUCUUGCUCCCUGUCAGUUCAGCUUGUCUGCAAAAUUAACCAGGCUGAUUUAGAUAUGUUGAGACUUGCCCUACCCAGUAGCAGUACAGAUCACAGACCAAUUUCUAAACAAUUCACUGCCAGCCAAAACAGCAGUAGGUUGUUACAAGCUUUUGAAAACAGCUAUUAAAAUAUUGGCAUCAUCUUCAGAAGUUCCUGAGCAGCUGUCCUUUGAAAAUAACACUAACUUGUUUGGUAGAGGUGGCUUACAAUAAUUUGUUAAGUAAAAUCAGCUCAAGCGUUGCUGUAUUAGUUUGAAGAAUAAGCACUUUGUUGUAAAGCUAAUCUUACUGUGAGACUUAAUGUUGUGAAGGGAAAACUGACUGGUUUUUUUCAUUCUCUAACAGUUGUGGUACUCUGUUGGAUGUGCCUCAUUCAUUACAAUGCAUGCUAAAAAUGAUAUGCAAAGAAUGUAGAAAAUAAACUAUAAUGGGUGAAAACA